This is a messenger RNA of Rhizophagus irregularis DAOM 181602=DAOM 197198, 234 nucleotides long. The record is from RefSeq and is a predicted model, not a curated record. Lineage: Eukaryota; Fungi; Glomeromycota; Glomeromycetes; Glomerales; Glomeraceae.
AUGAAUGUGAUAUCAUUACAGCAAGGUGAAAAAACAACCAUUGAAAAUCAGUCAUCAGUAGGAUAUGAAGAACCAACAAUUGAAAAUCAGUCGGAUAUUACGAACGCAGAACCAAAAACUGAAAAUCAGUCGGAAAUUACGAACGCAGAACCAACCAUUGAUAAUCAGUCGGAUAUUACGAACGCAGAACCAAAAAAAUCAGUCGGAAAUUACGAACGCAGAACCAACCAUUGA